Messenger RNA from Solanum lycopersicum (tomato), 1362 nucleotides. RefSeq names its product dirigent protein 22-like. The record is from RefSeq and is a predicted model, not a curated record. NCBI's taxonomy places the organism in Eukaryota, Viridiplantae, Streptophyta, Magnoliopsida, Solanales, Solanaceae.
UGUAAGCCUCAAGACAUGAAGUGUAAGCUUUGUGAAUCUUUAAAAUUUUAAUUUACAAUAUAGUAUAAUAAUAUAACAACACUAAAUUAUACAUCAACAGUUUGAGAUAAUUAAAAACAUAAUUAUGGAAACUCAUAGAAAAAGUAAAAUUUUGCUUUGUAUUUUUAAAAGAAAUGUUACAUAACUUUUAUAAUCACCAUCACACUAUUAUCAAAUAGUAAAUAUGAUACUAUAACUUGUUAUUUGAGUCAAUCUUCCUCUUAUUGGGUGUUGAGUGUGCUAUGUGCGUACAAUUGGGUGCUUGGGGGCGUGUGUCUUACAGAACUAAUAUGGCACACCCAAGCCUACACCCUGGACCCGACUAACUGUCGAGAACCAUUACUGGCCCCAAGCGAACCCUUGGCCAGGCUAGACUCUCAGCGCGCGGAAGAAUUACGCAACAUAAAAUAUACUGAAAUACAAUCUUAAUUGACUGUCUCAAUAGAUAAACUUACAAAAGCAUGUCUAAGACACACGCCACCUAGCUCCGCCUCUGACUACAACCCAUAAAACAUAAAUAAAUUUAUUAUCGUGGCUAUAUGCGAAAAUUUCCUUAUUUUUAAUCUUCUCGUCCCUCUCUCAUAUACGUUUUUGUCUCUAUAUAUUUGAUGCUAGUCAUAGUGCAUUUGAUUGUAUAAGUAACAAGAAAAAUGGAGAAAUUUUUGUUGAUGGCUUUCUUUUUUUUGGCAAUAACAAUAAUAUUGCCUUCAAGUCAUGGGCUUGAUCAAAGUCCUAAAGGAGUGGACACAUGGUUCAAGAAGCUUCCCCAUUCAAAAGCAAAAAUGACCAAACUUCACUUUUACUUUCAUGAUAUUGUGACUGCAGAGAAUCCAUCAGCAAUCCAAAUAGCACAAGCCAAUAAUACAUUUCAAUCACCAACAUUUUUUGGCUUGGUAAGGAUGAUGGACAAUCCGUUGACGGUUAAUCCCGAGCCCAACUCCAAAAUAAUAGGCCGAGCCCAAGGAAUUUAUGGCUCAACAUUGUUCGAAGAUUUAGGCCUUCUUAUGACACUCAACCUUGUGUUCACAAAUGGUAAGUACAAUGGUAGCACACUUAGUAUCCUUGGGCACAAUCAGAUAUUUCAGGAGUAUCGAGAGAUGCCAAUUAAUGGUGGUUCCGGUGUUUUCAGGCUAGCAAAGGGCAUCGCCACAGCGAAAACCUACCAAAUUGAUAACACCACACAAAAUGCAAUACUUGAAUACCAUGUUGUGGUUUUGCAUUAUUGAAGUUUACUUGUUUGUUUGAUUGUUCAUUAUGUGUUCUUUGAUUGUGACCUGUUGACUUUCCAAUAAUGUGGAUGUGUAUAAUAAAGAAAUAAAGUAA